AUGUCUUCCCCAAAGCCAUCUCACGAUCCGGUCGAUAAUGAGUCUCGGACUAUGGCAGGCUAUCUUGAGCCGACUGUCCCGCACACUUCGCAACAAAUGCAGCUGCAAAGGGACGCCUUAGUGGCCCUCGAUGAAGUUAUCACGAAGUUAAUUGUGGAACGCGGUGCAAUAGAGGAUGAGAUCAUUCGACAGCGCGCGGUGCUUGCUUACCAACUGACGCGCCGCUCAGCCAUCGACGACCACAUUCGGAACCUUCAGGACGUUUGGAAUAAGAUGGCAGCUGGGUUUGAAAUCACAUCCAACAAGUAA
Messenger RNA from Penicillium griseofulvum, 309 nucleotides. RefSeq lists its product as uncharacterized. Bases 1 to 309 code for a protein of 102 amino acids. The transcript has a single exon. NCBI's taxonomy places the organism in Eukaryota, Fungi, Ascomycota, Eurotiomycetes, Eurotiales, Aspergillaceae. The record is from RefSeq and is a predicted model, not a curated record.